GAAACAUAGCUUGGUAGAUUCGAAACGACCCGAACACAACCGAAGCGAGCUCCUCGGGGCCACUUAAGGUCUUUGGCAGCAGUAGUUGCUCGACUGUUCCUCUGGUUUUGCAGAAUCGCCUCAAUCGAGAAGACGCUUUGAAUCGCUCGUACCUACAACUGCAACGCCAUUCGAAUCGUUCGAAGCAAAAAUGCCACGACCGUCAUUGGAACGUACUUUGAAGUACAUACCUGUUGUACCUCGAGCGCACUCAAAGCUUGGAAGAGAGGCAAGAAGAGGUUCACAUGAUCUCCGCAAGCUUGUAGGACAUGCCAACUUUUUGGACACUCUGAUGGACCAGCUUGAUCUUGAUUCUGUCGAAGAGCAGCCUCAAGCUGAAUACCAGGCUGAAGAUGUUGCUGAAGCCGCAAAAGAAUCCACUGUGCGGUGGACCAAUGUCGACUUUGGCAAUGAGAGCGAAUGGGAGACGGAGCACUCCAGCUCCUCCGAAGUCUCCGACGAUGAGGAAUUAGUGACUCCAGAAUAUGACAACGAGAGUGACGAAGAGCAUGCCCUGGGUCAGACUGCAUCCCAUACUCGAGGAGCUACUGGCGCAACUGUUGUGCACACAGUACCAAUCACCACUUCAAGCACCGAACACUCCACUUCCGUAUCGAUAGCUACACGAGAGCUGGAUGAAGACGACAUGCUGCAGGAGGCUCGAGAAGCGGAGAAAGGAGGUCUCCUCUCAAAAAUUGAGCUCAGCGAGGAUGUUGAGGACUACCUCGUGGACAAGAAUAUUCAGUCGGAGCGUGCCCAGGUAACUGCAGCGCUAUCGUCGUUCGAUGUUGGCACUACGGCCCAGGCUGUCAGCGGCGGCGUCUGAGAGGCCGGCAAUACAGCUCACUCCUUGUGGAAUAUCUUUUGCAUACGCCAUUCACGCCCAUGGGACACGGGGUUUCAGAACCGUAACUGGUCCACUGUUGUCGACACAAUAAAUGCCAGGCCGAGGCAGCAGGGCCAUACAUGCAAACUUGCGCUCAGUAUUCAAGAUCUCACUUCGAGCUUCCUUGGCCUCUUCGAUCCUGGCCUAGAAGUAGAUCGGGAUCGAUCUGCCUGGCUUGACCUGACCUCAAGCUUCCUGGGCUGUUUGCGAGGUAUUGGCUGGGUCUGAGGAACAGCAGAGGAGCUAGGUGGCGCGCGUUUGUUUGUGCUCCGCGUCUGCACAUUUAGCCGCUGUCCUGCCUGCUUCGAAGGUGGCGUCGAUGCCUGACCUUGAGACCUGGUCAGAGCAUCUACAGUCCGGCUAUCAAC
This is a messenger RNA of Pseudocercospora fijiensis CIRAD86, 1293 nucleotides long. RefSeq lists its product as uncharacterized. Lineage: Eukaryota; Fungi; Ascomycota; Dothideomycetes; Mycosphaerellales; Mycosphaerellaceae. The coding region runs from base 191 to 865 and encodes 224 amino acids. The record is from RefSeq and is a predicted model, not a curated record. The transcript has a single exon.